Tribolium madens (black flour beetle) is the source of this 3689-nucleotide messenger RNA. It is a transcript of the gene Ago-2b, whose product is annotated as protein argonaute-2-like. The record is from RefSeq and is a predicted model, not a curated record. The transcript is spliced from 3 exons. The coding region runs from base 234 to 3422 and encodes 1062 amino acids. NCBI's taxonomy places the organism in Eukaryota, Metazoa, Arthropoda, Insecta, Coleoptera, Tenebrionidae. Gene Ontology annotation, molecular function: protein binding; RNA binding.
UUUCAUUGACAGUUGACCACAGUUGACAGAUAAAGUUUUGUUUUGUGAGCUUCGUCGUGUGUGUGAUAAAUUUUCGUGUUUAUCAUAUUCUGUUUCUUUCAUACGUUAAAUCUUUAUACACAUUUGUUUGUAGUUUGUGAGUUUUAACUGUGUACAAUUAUUGUAGUGCACUUUGUUUUUUCAACCUACUUUUUAUAAUAUCGUGAACGUUAAUUAUUGUUUAGUGUUCCAACAUGGGAAAGAAAAAAGGAAAGGGAAAAGCCCAGGGGGGCUCUGGUGAGCCAUCUCAGUCCGAAUCGGGAGCUUCCACUCCAUCAACAUCCCAACAACCCCCUCAACAACAACAGAGGCAACGUGGUGGUCCCCAAGGGGAUGCACCGGGUCCACGCCAACAACAGCAGCCUCAGCAACAAGGGGAGCAACAACAGCGAUCUCAACAACAACAAGGGGGGCAACAACAACAGCGGCCUCAACAACAAGGAUGGCAACAACAAGGAAGGCAACAACAACAAGGAAGGCAACACCAACAAGGAAGGCAACAACAACAAGGAAGGCAACACCAACAAGGAAGGCAACACCAACAAGGGGGGCAACAACAAAGGCCUCAACAACAAGGAGGGCAACAACAAUGGCCUCAACAACAAGGAGGUCAACAACAACGGCCUCAACAACAAGGAGGGCAACAACAAUGGCGUCAACAAGGAGGUCAACAACAAUGGCCUCAACAACAAGGAGGUCAACAACAACAAUUCCCAAGUCCACCUCAGCAACAACAACCACUUGGGCCUCCACCAGGAAUGGCUCCUGGUCCAUCUCGACAACAACAACAACAACAACAACGCCGUCCCGGCCCCCAGCAACAACAACAACCUCCAGUCCAGUCCCCUGUCCCUCAUCCUGAGCCCUCAUCUCCUCCAACACAAGAAGUGAGACCUCCAUUGAGUGGUCAAGGCGACUGUCUUUCACGAGCCCUUGACAUUAUACCGGGCAAGAAGGGUAGACGUAUCCAGAUUGAAAGUAAUCAUUUAUCGUUAAAUUUGGGCAAACUCAUGGAGGCGUUCCAUUACGACGUUUCUAUCACUCCAGACACUCCAAAAUCUCUACUUCGCGACGUGAUGAAUCGUUUCGGACAAAAACACUAUCCGAAAAACCAUCCGGCUUUCGAUGGCCGAAAAAAUCUCUAUUCACCGAAAAAAUUGCCACUACCGAAUGACACCAAAAGCGACACAAUUGAAGUCGAAGGCGAAAAUCGAAAAAAAGAGUUCAAAGUUGAGAUUAAAUUAGCGAGAACUGUCGAUUUAUCUCCACUUCAUGAUAUUUUGAAGACUAGACAAUCGCCACAAGACGCCUUGCAAUGUUUGGAUAUCGUCCUCAGAAACGCACCUUCGAACACUUGCAUAAUCGCAGGACGGUGUUUUUUCACGCCUCCACGAGAUGGCCAAAUUGUACAGCUCGGUGACGGCAUGGAAAUGUACUACGGGUUCUACCAAUCAGCAAUCCGAGGCUGGAAAGCCCUCCUCAAUGUCGAUGUCGCCCACAAGGCCUUCCCUAAGGAGAUGAACGUCCUGGAUCUUGUAUGCGAAAUUGGAAGCGAUUACAGGACCACCAUGACGCGAGAACACCUCUCCAGAAACCUCACCGAUAACGUUCAACGCGACGUGGAGAAAUUCCUAAAACAAUUGAAAGUCAAGUAUGAAAUCCCCGGUCAAAGUGCCUCGAAACGUAUUCAUCGUAUUAACGGACUCGGCGCACCGGCCAGUCAAGUCCAAUUUAGGCUCGAUGAUGGUAGCACAACAACAGUGGAGAAAUACUACCAAAAUGUGAAACGUUGCCGUCUCCAAUACCCCCAUUUACCCACAUUGUGGGUUGGUUCGAGAGAACGUGAUUCGAAGAUUCUUCUACCGUUUGAGUUUUGUACAGUGUUGGCGGGACAAGCCAUCAAUCGUAAAAUGAACGAAAAUCAAACUAGCAAUAUGAUCAAAAAAGCGGCGACUUCGACUGAUGUCCGGAAAAGUAAGAUUUUGCAAACUGUGCAUGCAGCGAAUUAUAAUCAUGAUCCCUGUAUUCGGGAGUUUGGAUUUUCGGUGAAUAAUAAUUUCGAGAAAUUGGAUGCUCGUGUUUUGGAACCGCCGGGUUUGUUAUAUGCCCGGAAUGCGGUGGUUAAACCGAGUAGAGGGGUUUGGAGGCCGGAUAGGAAUCAGUUUCUUGUUGGGGCGACUAUCAAUAAAUGGACUGUUGCAUGCGGGACGAGGUAUCCAGCGAGGGGAAUGGACCAGUUGGCCGAUAUGAUUUUCAAGAUGGCUGGUUCGAACGGCAUGCGCAUCACCUCGAAGGCUACUCCCCCGUUCACACACAUUGGGGGUCGCCAAGGGCUGCGUGAUUUCAUCGAUUACUUCAAAAGCAAGCAAGACUUUGACCUUAUCGUGGUGGUGGUCCCCAACACCGGCCCCCAGUACUCGUUUGUGAAGCAAGCGGCUGAAUUGAAUGUCGGUUGUCUCACUCAAUGCAUCAAAGACCGAACCAUUGGGAGACUUAACGCGCAAACGGUUGGGAAUAUUCUCCUGAAAAUCAAUAGCAAGAUGAACGGCACAAACCACAACUUUUCGAUAGGUUCGCGUCCGCCUAUCAUGUCUCGUCCGUGCAUGAUUAUGGGCGCUGAUGUCACACAUCCUAGUCCCGACGCUAAGGACAUACCCAGCGUCGCGGCGGUGACGGCGUCGCACGACCCAAAUGGUUUCAAAUAUAACAUUUGUUGGCGUUUGCAGCCCCCGAAAGUCGAGAUUAUUGAAGAUCUCUGCAAUAUCGCCAAGGAACAGUUGAUGUUCUUCUAUCGAGAGGCUCGUUGUAAACCGGAAACGAUCGUGUUUUUCCGAGAUGGGGUUUCCGAGGGCCAAUUUGAGCAAGUCCAGCGUGCGGAAAUCGCCGCGAUACAAAAAGCGUGUAAAAUGUUACAGAAGGAUGAUUACGAGCCGAAGAUAACGUUUUUGGUGGUGCAGAAAAGACACCACACGAGGCUUUUUCCGACAAAUCCCAGGGAUUCAGAGGAUAAGAAUAAUAAUGUCCCGGCGGGGACUUGUGUGGAUACGCAUAUUACUAAUCCCAGGAUGCAGGACUUUUAUUUGGUCUCGCAUGCGAGUAUACAAGGAGUGGCUAAGCCUACCAAAUACUGCACUCUUUGGGAUGAUAAUAAUAUGAGCAAUGAUGAUAUUGAGGAGAUGGCAUAUUAUCUUUGUCACAUGUUUACGAGGUGCAAUAGAUCGGUUAGUUAUCCAGCACCGACGUAUUAUGCGCAUUUGGCGGCGGCGAGAGCCAAGGUUUAUAUCGAAAACGAUAGAUUGGACCUAACUAAGUUGAAAGUUCAUCAAGACAAGUGUAAGAUCCAGGAGAGCAUCGUUAAAGGAAAACCGAUGUUUUUUGUUUAAAGUGGAGCAUGUAUUGUUUAAUAUUAUGUUAAUGGAUUUUUUGUAUACCUAAUCGUUUGUAAGUUUUAGAAAUGGUUGUUUAAUACCCCCAAAAAAAAUAUAAAGUAAUAGAAACGAUAAUUUUCAAGUUUUGAUGAUUAUUGAUAAAGCAGGAAUCUUCUUAAAAUUACCAUAUUGUAUUUUCAAAAAUAGUUAAACUUUUAUUCACUGUUAAAUUCCUCCAAAAAAAAAUAAAACAAAUAGAAAAAUAAAACAACGCGUUUCGAA